This is a messenger RNA of Myzus persicae (green peach aphid), 2432 nucleotides long. Its product is annotated as paired box protein Pax-6-like. Bases 483 to 2303 code for a protein of 606 amino acids. The record is from RefSeq and is a predicted model, not a curated record. Gene Ontology annotation, molecular function: RNA polymerase II cis-regulatory region sequence-specific DNA binding; DNA-binding transcription factor activity, RNA polymerase II-specific. Gene Ontology annotation, biological process: regulation of transcription by RNA polymerase II; anatomical structure development. NCBI's taxonomy places the organism in Eukaryota, Metazoa, Arthropoda, Insecta, Hemiptera, Aphididae. The transcript is spliced from 12 exons.
GCGGAACACACGGUGGCUUCGUCGGUCGGGGCGCACACGUUACCGAACCGCGCGGCCACUCGAAACGCAUCAGACGCUGCACGCGGCUCCCGUCCGGCAGUACGACGCGACGACGUAGUUAUAAUUUAUUGUACUCGCGAUAUUGAGAAUAAUAUGAAUUAUACCUAAUUCAGGUUAUUUGUUUUUCUUAUUUUUCAUCAUCGUUAUUAUUUAAGCUCUCGAAGAUCGAAUAGUUUUCUCUCGUCGAGUAUAUAAUAAUAUAAUACGUAUUUUUUUUUUCGCUUUUUCGGUUUCGUUUUUUUCACUUAUAACAUAUAUAUAUAUAUAUCAUAAUUUAUUUACCGCAGUGAUGAUUAAAUCGGAUUGACAGUGGUCUCCACACGUGAAAAUCCAGUAAAUAUAAUAUUUGUUACAUCGGAUUAUAACGUCGUUCAGUGCGUGGGUUUGUUUUUUUUUUUAACUUCAACACAGUUCCUUCAAGCAUGUUACAAGGCAUUACAAGAUCCGAACAAUCGGGCUUACUGCCUCAUCAUCACCACCAUCACCACCAUCACCAUCACCAAUCGUUGACCGCCCACCAUGGGAUCGGCACGGGAUCAGCUUGGCCGCCUAACCAUCAUGACGAUCUCGCACAUAAAGUUGGUAACACUGCUGAUUACGAUGGUAGGAUUAUUGCAACGCGUGAAUUAGACUUGGGGCACAGUGGCGUUAAUCAACUUGGCGGAGUUUUCGUUGGUGGCAGACCGUUACCAGACUCGACACGACAGAAGAUCGUCGAACUAGCCCAUUCUGGAGCCAGACCCUGUGACAUAUCGAGAAUCCUACAGGUAUCCAAUGGAUGCGUGUCAAAAAUCUUAGGAAGGUAUUACGAGACCGGCUCUAUCAGGCCCAGAGCGAUUGGUGGUUCGAAGCCCAGGGUAGCUACAGCUGAAGUGGUGUCUAAGAUAUCUCAAUACAAACGCGAAUGUCCGUCCAUAUUCGCUUGGGAAAUUCGUGAUCGGCUGCUACAAGAAGGCGUGUGUUCUAACGACAACAUACCUAGCGUGUCUUCAAUCAACCGCGUGUUACGCAAUUUGGCGGCGCAAAAGGACCAGCAAACACCGGCGUCCGUGUCGCCGACUUGCAGCAGCACGGACGCCGUGUACGACAAGCUGAGACUGUUGAACGGUCAGGCGGCGGCGGCCGGCUCAUGGCCCAGACCCAAUCCUUGGUACCCACCAGCAUCUGGCGAUAACCCGUUCGGUCCGCUGCAACCGACCGGCCGACUGAGUCCGAACGCCGCCAAUUGUACCGUCUUGCCCGACAUACUCGACAAAAAAGUUUUAGACUUGGACGGAGGAAUGGGAUCUGAUGAAACGUGCACGUCCAUCGGAGAUAACUCCAACCACGACGGUUCUUUGAUCGGUGGAGCCAACGGAUCGGCCAACGACGACGACCAAGCGCGACUCAGGCUGAAGAGAAAACUGCAAAGAAACCGUACAUCGUUCACCAACGACCAGAUAGAUAGUUUGGAAAAAGAAUUCGAACGGACACAUUAUCCAGAUGUAUUCGCUAGAGAAAGACUCGCUGGGAAAAUCGGAUUGCCGGAAGCAAGAAUACAGGUAUGGUUUUCGAACCGCCGGGCCAAGUGGCGACGAGAAGAAAAACUGCGCACCCAACGGCGUCCAAACUCCAACCAAAACCAAUCGAUGGACCCGCAAAAUCAACAACAGCAGCAACAGCAGCAGCAGCAACAGCAACAGCAACAGCAGCAGCAACAACAACAAUCAUCUCCGAACAGAAUGAAUGGUUUUGCAAACAAUCCAGAUACCAAUCCAAAUAUGUACACAACUAUCGGCAACCACGACACGUUUAGUCCGAUGUCGAUGAAUUUCGGGAUGCCUGGUGGCAACAACGAGAACGGUCUGUCGCUGCCAAUCAUGGGCGGCCACCACGCCAUGGCCGGCGGCGGCGGCGGCGACCAGCGGGACGCGUACGGCUGCAUGUCCAGGCCGACGUACGACACGUCGCCACCGCUGGCCAUCGGCGCGCCCGGUUACCUGAGGCCGCCCGUGUCGCCCACGUCCAACAACAGCAGUCCGCCGACACACCACGCGGCCGCGGCCGCAGCAGCCGCCGCCGCCGCUUACCAUCACCAUCCGCCACCCAUCAACGGACACCAUCCGCACCACCACGCGCACCACCAAUACAACAUGAACGGCUCAAAUUCCACUGGUCUCAUAUCGCCCGGAGUUUCGGUGCCAAUCGCCGUACCUGGACACACGGCCGACCUGUCCUCGCAGUACUGGCCACGCUUGCAGUGACAUCAGCUUGUCAAGAUAUAACAACAACGACAAUAAUUCGAUAAUCAGACACGCGUACACGAGUAAUAUAUCAUCAAUGAUUGUAUUAAUAAUAAUGGUGUCAACGUUUAUUUCGAUAUUUCGGACGUG